Plasmodium relictum is the source of this 534-nucleotide messenger RNA. RefSeq names its product conserved Plasmodium protein, unknown function. The record is from RefSeq and is a predicted model, not a curated record. The coding region runs from base 1 to 534 and encodes 177 amino acids. The transcript has a single exon. NCBI's taxonomy places the organism in Eukaryota, Apicomplexa, Aconoidasida, Haemosporida, Plasmodiidae.
AUGAAAAGAUAUAUUAAUAAUAACAAAUUAUAUAAUUCAAAAAAAGUUAAAGUAGAAUGUGAAUAUGAGAGUGAAUUAAAAAAAGAAUGUAUUUCAAAUAUUUUUGAUUUUAAUAAGGUUUCAAGAAGGGGAGAUAAUAUAGAAGAAAAUAAUUUGGAAAAGUUCAAUAUAUUUAAUUUAGAAGAAAAUAGCAAAAGAAGAAAAAUUGAUAUUAUGAAUAUAUUUGAUGAAUUAAAAAAUAAUGCACAAAUAAAUGAUGAUUUGAUUCAAAAUGUAAACAAAAAUAUAGUUAGGAACAAAGAUGAGUUGGUUACUAAAUGCAUGAAUAAUAGUAUAAAUAACCUAACUAAAGACAAAAACAGUGAUUCUAAUGAAAAAUUAAAUAAAGACAUAAUAAUUCAGAAAACAGAAAAUUCUAAAACAAAAAGUAUUGAUCAAAAUAAAUAUUAUGAAAAAAUAAAUAAUUUAUUAAAAGAAAUACAUCUAAGUAAAAUUGCUAGAAGAAGUAACAAACAUUCUAAAUAUUUGGUGUAA